Molecule: messenger RNA, 2358 nt
Organism: Molossus molossus (Pallas's mastiff bat)
Lineage: Eukaryota; Metazoa; Chordata; Mammalia; Chiroptera; Molossidae
Gene: ETV6
Product: ETS variant transcription factor 6
Exons: 8
Coding region: 759-1988 (409 amino acids)
Biological process (GO): regulation of transcription by RNA polymerase II; cell differentiation
Cellular component (GO): nucleus
Molecular function (GO): DNA-binding transcription factor activity, RNA polymerase II-specific; sequence-specific DNA binding
Source: RefSeq, a predicted model, not a curated record
CCUUAAUUAAGUAAAAUGUUUUAAAAUUAGAACAAUAAAGAAAUCUACUUGAGAGUUUUGCUUUGGGGGGUUUGUCUCUAAAGGGGUUGUUCCUAGUUUUAGACACAUUGCUCUUUUCUGUUUAUAUUGGUAGCACCUAGGAUCCUGUGAGGGGACUUGGGGGACUAAUUAACACAGAAGGAGGCUGUGUUGUUCGUGUUUUGUUGGGGUCUGCUCUGCACACACUGUAAUGAAUAACCUCUGACUUGCCAGGAGAGAGUAAGAUUGUGUAGAAGCAGCAUCUUGGAGUUAUAAGGCAUUUUCAGCUUCCACCUCAGUGCCUUCCCAGUGCAGAAAACCCUUGUAGAGUCACCUUCUUGUCCCAGCGGAAGUCGGCUUUUGGGGGAACAAUAAGUCACAUAUAUUUCUGGUCACAGGUCUAAGUUGCUGGCCCUGCCCUCUGAGAUGCUACAGGUCACGUGUGUCCUUAGUGCCUUCACCCCGUCCUCAUUUGAGAGGCUGGGAGCCUGCAUGUUCUGCCGUUGGAGAAGAUUGUUGGACUGUGGCCACGUGAUUUCUGGAGGCCGACUCAGCUCCUCCUUGGUCCAUAUGUACUCUGCACACUGCAGCCUCCAAGUGGACGUUGACGGGGCCUUUCCUCCUCACGGCUCCUGUUUGUCUCACCUCAGGAGCGAAUUUCAUAUACACCUCCCGAGAGCCCGGUGCCGAGUUACCCUUCCUCGACUCCGCUUCAUGUUCCAGUGCCCCGAGCGCUCAGGAUGGAGGAAGACUCGAUCCGCCUGCCUGCGCACCUGCGCUUGCAGCCAAUUUAUUGGAGCAGGGAUGACGUAGCCCAGUGGCUCAAGUGGGCUGAAAAUGAGUUUUCUUUAAGGCCAAUUGACAGCAACACGUUUGAAAUGAAUGGCAAAGCUCUCCUGCUGCUGACCAAAGAGGACUUUCGCUAUCGAUCUCCUCAUUCAGGCGAUGUGCUCUAUGAACUCCUUCAGCAUAUUCUGAAGCAGAGGAAACCUCGGAUUCUUUUCUCACCGUUCUUCCACCCCGGAAACUCGAUCCACACCCAGCCGGAAGUCAUACUGCAUCAGAACCACGAAGAAGAUAACUGUGUCCAGAGGACCCCGAGGCCGUCAGUGGAGAAUGUGCACCACAACCCUCCCACCAUUGAACUCUUGCACCGCUCUAGGUCACCCAUCACGACAAAUCACCGGCCAUCUCCCGACCCAGAGCAGCGGCCCCUCCGGUCCCCCUUGGACAACAUGAUCCGCCGCCUCUCCCCGGCCGAGAGGGCCCAGGGACCAAGGCUCCACCAGGAAAACAACCACCAGGAGUCCUACCCCCUGUCAGUGUCUCCCAUAGAGAAUAAUCACUGUCCACCGUCCUCCGAGUCCCACCAGAAGCCAUCCAGCCCCCGGCAGGAGAGCACGCGUGUGAUCCAGCUGAUGCCCAGCCCCAUCAUGCACCCUUUGAUCUUGAACCCCCGGCACUCCGUGGAUUUCAAACAGUCCAGGCUCUCCGAGGACGGGCUGCAUAGGGAAGGGAAACCCAUCAACCUGUCACAUCGGGAAGACCUGUACAUGAACCACAUCAUGGUCUCCGUCUCCCCGCCCGAGGAGCACGCCAUGCCCAUUGGAAGGAUAGCAGACUGUAGACUGCUCUGGGAUUACGUCUAUCAGUUGCUUUCUGACAGCCGGUACGAAAACUUCAUCCGAUGGGAGGACAAAGAAUCCAAAAUAUUCCGGAUAGUGGAUCCCAACGGACUGGCUCGCCUGUGGGGAAACCAUAAGAACAGAACAAACAUGACCUAUGAGAAAAUGUCCAGAGCCCUGCGCCACUACUACAAACUGAACAUUAUCAGGAAGGAGCCAGGACAAAGGCUUUUGUUCAGGUUUAUGAAAACCCCAGAUGAAAUCAUGAGUGGCCGAACAGACCGUCUGGAGCACCUUGAGUCCCAGGAGCUGGAUGAACAAAUAUACCAAGAAGAUGAAUGCUGAGGGCAGCCACCUCCCAUCUCAGGGGCCGCAGCUGAGGGCCCGCUCGCUGUCCCGCAGGGCUGCCGGGGACGGAACAGAGCAGGCGGGCUGAGGGCGGGCAGGACAGACCCAGGAAUGGGAGCGACACUUCUCUUCACACCCCGAGGGACCCCAGCACCUUAGACAAACCCCCUGGCAGAGGCGGGGCUGAACGCCGGCGAGGGCAGAGCUCGGGCGCGCCGCAGGUCCUGCUCCCUCGGAUCGGUCCAUUUGUGAUCCUCACCUCACCCUUCCCCUUGUUGUUAGCGUCGUGGUGUUUUUGUUUCUGUUUUUUUAAGACCAUGCAGUUUGACUUUUCAUCAUUCAUCUAGGGGAAGACAUCCGAGGUUGU